This is a messenger RNA of Corticium candelabrum, 699 nucleotides long. RefSeq lists its product as uncharacterized. The record is from RefSeq and is a predicted model, not a curated record. NCBI's taxonomy places the organism in Eukaryota, Metazoa, Porifera, Homoscleromorpha, Homosclerophorida, Plakinidae. The coding region runs from base 47 to 361 and encodes 104 amino acids. The transcript is spliced from 3 exons.
UGAAACAUUUCUCGCAUACCGACGGUCGAAGGGCUGUGCACUGUCAAUGGCUCGCAUCGGAGUGCUGGUAUUGGCUCUGGCCAUCGGACUGAUGUGCAUUCAAGACAGUGAAGGCUGGCGACGUCGCCGUAGCAGCAACAGCGGCCUUACGAUUCAACAGAAUGCGGUGGAAGAGCCGGAUGGUGUCGACUCGGAAAAAGUUGAGGUUGACGCGAAAGCGAAUGAGAUUGACGUGAAAAUAGGAACGGUCGAGAUGGUGAAAGAGAAAGCAGAAGUCCCAAACAUUGAAGAAUUGAACGCGGCACAAACAAAACGUAAAAGGACAAAAAUGAAAAAUAAAUGCAGCAAGAAUGAAAAAUGAACGCAGCAAGAACGAAAAAUAAAACAGCCUUGUGCGAAGUACGCAGCAGGGAGUCUGGUGGAACGCGUGCCCUAGUCACGGCUCAACGCAGUAGGGGUUCAUUUUUCAUUCCAACGCGUGCUGCUGAUUGGAAGGGAAGGAGUAGUUCUCGACGACUUUCGCCCUAGGAUGAUCUCUUGCAAUUUCGCUCUAACGAGAAGGAAAUCUCCCUCUCCCCCCAAAAGUACAUAAUCAAUCUCAGGAGCGAGCAGCCAUUGCUGAUGAGCACAGUACAUAUAUGCAUGCUAAAUGAUUUAAUUUAUCUAUUACCACAUAUAGCAACAAUCUAGCUAAAUCUA